This is a messenger RNA of Oncorhynchus masou masou (cherry salmon), 2730 nucleotides long. RefSeq names its product RBBP8 N-terminal-like protein. Lineage: Eukaryota; Metazoa; Chordata; Actinopteri; Salmoniformes; Salmonidae. The transcript has 14 exons. Gene Ontology annotation, biological process: DNA double-strand break processing involved in repair via single-strand annealing. The record is from RefSeq and is a predicted model, not a curated record. Gene Ontology annotation, molecular function: damaged DNA binding. Bases 269 to 2413 code for a protein of 714 amino acids.
GUGGAGAUGGGGGGGGGGGGUUUCCCUUGUGUGUAUUUCCUCUCUCUCUCUCUCUCUCUCUCUCUCUCUCUCUCUCUCUCUCUCUCUCUCUCCCUCUCUCUGUUACCUUAUCCAUCUCUAUCUCUGGCACUGACCAACCAGCUCUCCAGAGCUAAGGAGGAGAAGAGACAGACUCGACUGCAAGGGAUUGACAGACAGAAGGACAGACAGACAGAGUGACGGGUCCUCGUUGGGGACCUGGAAAAAGUUGAGGACAUUUCUGUCGUGGAUGACAGCUGAGAGAGAGGGGUCCUGUGUAAAGGUUGGCUGUGACAGCAGUGUUUCCAUGGCUCUGGAUGGUUUCAACAAUCUCCUCCACAAACUGAGGGAGUCCCACGACCGAGAGGUCCAAAAAUGGCAAGAGAAAUUGCAGGAGCUAACCAAUAAAAAGGGCUGUGACACAAAGAGAAUGGAGGAGCUGUUCAACAGGAACCAACAGCUGAGAGAGCAGCAGAGGUUACUCACAGACAACAUCAAACAGCUGGAAAACAGGUUGAGGGCGGGGCUGUGUGACAGGUGUACUGUGACUCAGGAUGUGGCCAAGCGCCGGCAGCAAGAGUAUGAGACCUCUCAGAUCCAGAGCCUACAGCACAUCUCCAUCCUGGCUGGAGAGAUGAACAUGAUGAAAAAGGAGAACCAGAGGCUGCGAGAGGAAGUCAGGCAUCUGAGAGUGGCACUAGAAGGUCAGAGUGGAAAUUCCUCCUCCCAGGAUGCAACUCCAGAGGUCAGACAUUCGGCUGACCUUUCACCUUCUGCUAUGCCACACAUCCUCACAGCCUUCAGGUCUUUUAAUCAGCCACCAGAGGGCGCCACUGCAGGGCUGUCCAUAGUGAAGACUGAGACAGACCACAGCCUCUCUUUUAGAGUUGACGAGACACGACCUGAAUGCAGAGAUGUGAGGGGAUUGAAUGGAAAACCGUCCUAUGAAUCCCAUAAGCUCCUAUCCAUGUCCACUCCCAUCACACAAGCAUUGAGGCCAGAGCACAGUACAGCCAGAGGCAACACUGGGCAGAAGAGAGCCCAUAGUGUGGAGGUGGUUGGUCAGCAACGCUCCCCUGUCGCUCCCACCAUUCCACACCCCCUACUUGUCCAGAAAGACAGGCCUCUCCCCUCUUCAUCCUCCUUCUCAUCCUCCUUAUCCACCUCUUCCUCUCUACCUGGAGAUGAGAAGCACAGCCGUCACCUGGUCCAUGCUCCGGUCCCUUACUGGCCGCUCCCAAUCAAAAGUGCCCGUCUCUCCCUCCCCUGGCCCCUGCCGGAGCACUCCGACUGGGUCACCGUGGCCACCUCUGUGGACGACGGUUUGGUGUCCCAAUCCAAACAUAACCCCAACCUACCACGCUUCCCCAAUCUACAGACCUACGUCCAGCAGAACAGCAGCCUUGGGAAGGCCUGGCUCAAGCCCAGCCACCCUCCCCAGGCCAGCCUGACCAGGAGUCUGUCCACUGAGCACGGAGAGAGACCAACAGCAUGGAUACAGGACCAUGACAGGAGGGUGGCGUCACACUCGUGGAGGGAGGCAGUGGUGCAGGCAGAGAUGGUGUUCGGGGAGAGUCUGAAAGAGGCUGACUGUCCUCUGGAUCUGUCUGAUCCUGGGAGGUCCAAAAGCAUUAAGUCGCUACAGGACAGCAAGGCCAGCCCCACACUACAGGACAGCAAGGCCAGCCCCACACUACAGGACAGCAAGGCCAGCCCCGCUCUACAGGACAGCAAGGCCAGCCCCGCACUUCAGGACAGCAAGGCCAGCCCCGCGAUACAGGACAGCAAGGCCAGCCCCACGCUACAGGACAUGUACAUAGAAGGGGAGACAUCUAACAGGACCACCAGGACAGACUCCCCGCCACAGAGCCAGGCCUGUCCCCCCUCUUCCUCAUCCUCAUCCUCCUCUUCCUCCACACCUGCACUUCCUACAUCCUCCUCUUCUACACGUUCCACCAUCCAACAGAGGCAAAGCCCCAACAACCACAACCUUAAGGAGGAAGAGCAGCCAGAGAAGGAGGAAGCUGAGGGGAAAGUAGAUCAAAAGACAGGAAAGGCUGAGGACAGGAAAGUCCCCGUUCUGACCAUCUCAUUGCGCCCAGUGGUGCUCCUUGAGGCUCUGAAUUCUGGAUUGCAGAAGCAACUUUUCUCCAACGGCAAGGUUUUCAAGACCUCUGAUGAGAAAAGGCUACCCUUCCUGUUGGAGCACGGGCAGAGAGCUUUCGAUGUCAGAAAGAGGAACAAGGCAUUGUGGUCCCCAGGAGGACCUCUCUCAGCUGUGUUCCACCCUGACUGCAACGGAGAUGGCGCCCUCACGGGGACAGAGGUGCAGGCAGUGCCAAAGACUUGGACAGAACGUCUUCCAUCUGACUGUUGUCCUCAUGGUUCUAGCUAGUGGGCUUUAUUCAUUUCAAUGGAAUAACCUUGAUAAUGACUAACUAGAUAGUAACAUUGUGAUACAUAUUGAAUCCUCCUCCAACUGAUAAAGAUUUUCCUUCACACUGACUUCCUGCUGUUGUCCCUGAAGGGGAAUAAGUCUGCUGCAGCAAAUACUUUAUUCUCUUCUCUCUCUCUCUCUCUCUCUCUCUCUCUCUCUCUCUCUCUCUCCCUCUCUCCCUCUCUCCCUCUCUCCCUCUCUCUCUCUCUCUCUCUCUCUCUCUCUCUCUCUCUCUCUCUCUCUAUCCCACUCUCUCUCCCUCUCUCUCUCUCUCU